AUGGAAUUAAAUAGAACGCGCAAAGGGCCGCUGCCUGGAGGAACUGGAACUAGAGCAAAUGAGGAGUACAUUGGAAGAGGCGAUUGUGGAAACACGCAGUACGCCUCUCGAAAAUCGACGGCGACUUCCCCGCUUAUCCCUAAGCAAGCGGAAUCGGGCUGUCAUGAGCGCUCUGAACCCAAUGCUGGUUACCUAUUUGGAAGCCAGCAGGGACCUUUGCGAGACGGACUCAAUUUUCUUUUUGGCGCCGCACUGGCAGUCUGCCGUAUUAUAGGCGCCAAAAUUUCGAAGGCUGGACACGCUACUGGACAAAGUAGUGCUAUCCCAGCCUGGAGAAUAAGAAUUGAAGAACGUAUCGCAAAGGCUAGGACCCUCAUCGGCAGACCGAUAUGCUUCAGGUCAGGCAAUACCAGGCCAAGGAUUGUGCACACCGUCAGGAUGGCGUUUGCUGGGAUAAAUGUUAGUUUUUCCCAGCCGGAUAUAGUGCAAAAACUGACGGAGCGCAUAGACGACCUGAAGCAAAGAAUCGCUGCUUGGGAAAAGCGGAUUCGGCGAUAUAUCGAGAGGUCGACACGGUUCAACCAGAAUCGUCUCUUCCAGAGUGAUCAGAAAAGGCUCUAUAAAUCAUUGGAGCAACCAAUAGUAAGUGGAACGGGUCCAGCACCAAAUCAGGCUGACACGGUCGUAUUCUGGCGCAGCCUGUGGUCAAAGCCCGUAAAGCACAACGAGGGUCCUUGGACGGAAGUUGUAGCGAAACCCAACCAGAUGAGAAAACUAUAUAGAUACCCCAAAAUAAUAAUAAUAAUAAGUGAGGCCAUUCCCUCAUCGAAUGAAUUGGCUACUAUUGGAGAUGCGGCUCCUCAGGCGACAGACCAGCUGCCACGCGUAGAAGCCGCCGUGGAUCUUCCAGUUGUGGUUGAUUCAGACGAUGAUGAAAUGGUCUCCCACGAACUAGAGCAAAUGAGGAGUAUAUUGGAAGAGGCGAUUUUGGAAACGCGCAGCAUGCCUCUCGAAAAUCGACCGCGACUUCCCCGCAUACCCCUAAGCAAGCGAAGUCGGGCUGUCGUGAGGGCUCUUAACCCAAUUCUGGUAACCUUUUUGGAAGCCAGCCGGGACCUUUGCGAGACGGACUCAGUUCUUUUUGGCGCUGCAGUGGCAGCUUGCCGUAUUAUUGGCGCCAAAAUUCCCAUGGCUGGACGCGCUACUAAACAAAGUAGCGCCAUCCCAGUCUGGAGAAAAAGAAUUGAGGACCGUAUCGCAAAGGCAAGGGCCCUUAUCGGCAGACAGAUAAGCUUCAGGUCGGGUAAUAAUAGACCGAGGGUUGUGCGCACCGUUAGAAUGGCGUUUGCUGGGACAAAUAUCAGUUUGUCCCAGCCGGAUAUCUCGCAGAAACUAACGGAGCGCAUAGACGACCUGAAGCAAAAGAUUGCUGCUUGGGGGAAGCGGAUUCGCCGAUUUACCGAGAGGUCAAAGCGGUUCAACCAGAAUCCUCUCUUCCAGAGUGAUCAGAAGAGGCUCUACAAAUCAUUGGAGCGACCAGAGGUAUAUGAAGCGGGCCCAGGACCGGAUCAGGCUAACACUGUCGCAUUUUGGCGUGGCCUUUGGUCAGAGCCCGUAAACCACAGCGAGGGCCCUUGGAUGGAAGUUGUUGCGAACGAUGAUGGAAUAGUCUCCCACGAACUAGAGAAAAUUAGGAGCAUAUUGGAAGAGUUGAUGCUGGAAACGCGCAGCAUGCCUCUCGAAAAUCGACCGCGACUUCCCCGCAUAUCCCUUAGCAAGCGGAAUCGGGCUGUCGUGCGGGCUCUUAACCCAAUUCUGGUGACCUAUUUGGAAGCAAGUUGGGACCUUUGCGAGACGGACUUAAUUUUCUUUGGCGCCGCACUGGCAGUUUGCCGUAUUAUUGGCGCCAAACUUCCCAUGGCUGGACGUGCUACAACAAAGUAA
This is a messenger RNA of Parnassius apollo (apollo), 1944 nucleotides long. The record is from the annotation of a GenBank genome assembly. Lineage: Eukaryota; Metazoa; Arthropoda; Insecta; Lepidoptera; Papilionidae.